Molecule: messenger RNA, 5777 nt
Organism: Jaculus jaculus (lesser Egyptian jerboa)
Lineage: Eukaryota; Metazoa; Chordata; Mammalia; Rodentia; Dipodidae
Gene: Nr3c2
Product: nuclear receptor subfamily 3 group C member 2
Exons: 9
Coding region: 304-3264 (986 amino acids)
Biological process (GO): regulation of DNA-templated transcription
Molecular function (GO): zinc ion binding; sequence-specific DNA binding; DNA-binding transcription factor activity
Source: RefSeq, a predicted model, not a curated record
GCUGCUGGGGAAGGGGGUGUCGUGGGGGGGGGGAACCGCGCUGGUGCCCGAAGCGCACACCCCCUCGCUCCACCUCGGUUCGCCACCUCCGGCGGGGGGUAACCAACACUCCUGCUCGGUUGCCGUACCCACCGUCAGUAGGGCCACCACCACCACCACCGGCCACGACCGUCGUCCUCUCCAUCCUCGCAGCCCCCAUUGGCCAACAUCGGACUUGCUGCCGGCGGCCACCGCGGCGGAGGCGGCGGGAGGCUCGCGGCCCCCUCCCCCGCCCCAGCCUUCCCACCAUGUCCUAGAAAAGAGAUGGAGACCAAAGGCUACCAUAGUCUCCCUGAAGGUCCAGAUAUGGAAAGACGGUGGGGUCAAGUUUCUCAGACUGGAGAACCUUCUUCUCUGGGGCCUACAGAGAGGACUGAUGAGAAUAAGUACAUGGAGAUUGUCGACGUAAACUGUGUUUCCGGUGCUAUUCCGAACAACAGUACUCAAGGAAACAGUAAAGAAAAACACGAACUAUUCCCCUGCCUGCAGCAAGACAGCAGUCGGUCUGGAAUUGUAACAUCUGAUGUUAAAACGGAGCUGGAAUCUAAAGAACUCUCGACCACUGUGGCCGAAUCCAUGGGUUUAUACAUGGAUUCUAUCAGAGAUGCUGAGUACACUUAUGAUCAACAGAACCAACAAGGAAGCAUGAGCCCAGCCAAGAUUUACCAAAACAUGGAGCAGCUGGUGAAAUUCUAUAAAGAGAAUGGCCAUCGGCCUUCAUCUCUGAGUGGUGUGAGCAGGCCUUUGAGGCCCUUCAUGCCUGACUCCGGAUGCUCCGUGAAUGGUGGGGUCAUGCGUGCCGUUGUGAAGAGCCCCAUCGUAUGUCAUGAGAAGAGUCCCUCGGUCUGCAGCCCUCUUAACAUGGCAUCUUCGGUGUGCAGCCCUGCUGGCAUCAACUCCGUCUCCUCCACUACAGCCAGCUUUGGCAAUUUCCCAGUGCACAGCCCCAUCACUCAAGGGACCCCUCUGACAUGCUCCCCUAACAUAGAAACCCGAGGCUCCCGGUCGCACAGCCCCGCACAUGCUAGCAAUAUGGGCUCCCCUCUUUCGAGCCCCUUAAGCAGCAUGAAGUCCCCAAUUUCCAGCCCGCCAAGUCAUUGCAGCGUCAAAUCUCCAGUCUCCAGUCCCAACAACGUCAUGCUGCGCUCCUCUGUGUCCAGCCCGGCAAAUGUCAACAACUCAAGGUGCUCUGUGUCCAGCCCUUCCAACACUAACAACAGAUCCACGCUUUCCAGCCCCACAGCCAGCACCGUGGGGUCCAUCUGCAGCCCCAUGGGCAAUGCUUUCAACUAUGCUCCUUCUGGCUCCUCUGCUGGAGCCAGUGCCAGCCGCGAUGUGGUAUCCAGUCCAGACACCCACGAGAACGGUGCUCCCGCAGUCCCUUUCCCCAAGACUGAGGAAGUCGAGAAUGCCAUCUCAAACGGUGUGACUGGCCACCUCAACAUUGUCCAGUACAUAAAACCAGAACCAGAUGGAGUUUUCAGCAGCUCGUGUCUAGGGGGAAAUAGCAAAAUGAAUCCCAGUUCUCCAUUCUCAGUACCAAUAAAGCAAGAGUCAACCAAGCACUCGUGUUCAGGUGCCUCUUUUAAAGGGAACCCACCAGUAAACCCGUUUCCAUUCAUGGAUGGCUCGUAUUUUUCCUUUAUGGAUGACAAAGACUAUUAUUCCCUGUCAGGAAUCUUAGGACCACCUGUACCGGGCUUUGAUGGUAACUGUGAAGGCGCUGGAUUCCCACUGGGGAUUAAGCAAGAACCAGAUGAUGGGAGCUAUUAUCCCGAGGCCAGUAUCCCUUCAUCAGCCAUUGUUGGUGUGAAUUCGAGUGGUCAGUCCUUUCACUACAGGAUUGGUGCUCAAGGUACAAUAUCUUUAUCACGAUCACCAAGAGACCAGUCUUUCCAACACCUGAGUUCCUUUCCUCCUGUCAAUACGCUAAUGGAGUCUUGGAAAUCACACAGUGACCUGUCCUCUAGAAGAAGCGAUGGGUAUCCGGUCCUAGAAUACAUUCCAGAAAACGUAUCAAGCUCUACUUUACGAAGUGUUACGACCGGAUCCUCGAGACCUUCCAAAAUCUGCUUGGUGUGUGGGGACGAGGCUUCGGGAUGUCACUACGGGGUGGUGACCUGUGGCAGCUGCAAAGUCUUCUUCAAACGAGCAGUGGAAGGUAAAUGUUCAUGGCAACACAACUAUUUAUGUGCUGGAAGAAACGAUUGCAUUAUUGACAAGAUCCGACGAAAGAACUGUCCUGCCUGCAGACUUCAGAAAUGUCUUCAAGCUGGUAUGAACUUAGGAGCCCGAAAGUCAAAAAAGUUGGGGAAGUUAAAAGGCGUCCACGAGGAGCAGCCGCAGCAGCCCCCGCCCCCGCCCCCGCAGAGCCCGGAGGAGGGCAGCACGUACGUGGCGCCCGCCAAGGAGCCUCCGGUGAACUUGAACUCGGCGCUGGUCCCGCAGCUCACGUCCAUCGGCCGCGCGCUCACGCCGUCGCCGGCCACGAUCCUGGAGAACAUCGAGCCCGAGGUCGUGUACGCGGGCUACGACGGCUCCAAGCCCGACACGGCCGAGAACCUGCUGUCCACGCUCAACCGACUGGCGGGCAAGCAGAUGAUUCAGGUCGUGAAGUGGGCCAAGGUACUCCCAGGAUUUAAAAACUUGCCUCUUGAGGACCAAAUUACCCUAAUCCAGUAUUCUUGGAUGUGUCUAUCAUCAUUUGCCUUGAGCUGGAGAUCGUACAAACAUACGAACAGCCAAUUUCUCUAUUUCGCGCCAGACCUAGUCUUUAAUGAAGAGAAGAUGCAUCAGUCCGCCAUGUACGAACUGUGCCAGGGAAUGCACCAGAUCAGCCUUCAGUUCGUGCGGCUGCAGCUCACGUUCGAAGAGUACACCAUCAUGAAGGUUUUGCUGCUACUCAGCACAGUUCCAAAAGACGGCCUCAAAUGCCAGGCUGCAUUCGAAGAGAUGAGGACAAAUUACAUCAAAGAACUGAGGAAGAUGGUAACCAAGUGUCCCAACAAUUCUGGACAGAGCUGGCAGAGGUUCUAUCAACUGACCAAGCUUCUAGACUCCAUGCAUGAUCUGGUGAGCGAUCUUCUGGAAUUCUGCUUCUACACCUUCCGCGAGUCCCAGGCGCUGAAAGUGGAGUUCCCCGCCAUGCUGGUGGAGAUCAUCAGCGACCAGCUGCCCAAGGUGGAGUCCGGCAACGCCAAGCCCCUCUACUUCCACAGGAAGUGAUGCACCAAGUCUGACCGCAGAACUUUGCCUUAAGUUUUCCCCUUGUUGCUCCACAUCUGCAAAGGACCCAAGAAAUCAGCUCUUUCCCCCCUCCUUUUUGUGUUUUUUCUUUUUUCUUAAACAUGCCAUGGUUGAUUCACACUCAUUUGGCGGUUUCUCAAGUUGAAAAUCACGUCAAGGGUCUGGAGCUGGGACAAGCCACCCGACCGGAAGAAACUCUUCCCUCCGCCACUGCCUGGCGCUUAGAAACACGUUCCCGUUCCUCUGGAUGAAAAGCCAUAUCUCUAGUCAAUAACUCUCUGAUUUUGAUAUUUUAACAGAUGGAAGUUUUAACUAUGCCGUGUACUUUCUGGUUCCUCUUUCGCUUGUUUUAAAAGGGUUCAAGGACUAACGAACUUUUUAAAAGCUUACCCUUGGUUUGCACAUAAAACGUAUAGUCAAUAUGGGGCAUUAAUAUCCUUUUGUUAUUUAAACACACAAAAAAAGAAAAAAAUAUAUACAGAUUCCUGUCGUGUAAUAACAGAACAUGUGGCGUGGAACGGCGGCCCCGCGUGGGCACGGUUUUCCACAUACACACUCUUGUUAGUGUCCACUUAUUAUUUAAUUAGAAUGGAUAAGAUGUUAGAUGCCUUGGUUUCAAUUUCUAGUAUCUAUUGUGUUGGCUUUACCAAUAAUUUUUUUUGCAGUCUUUCGCUGUGCUGUACAUUACUGUAUGUAUAAAUUGUGAAGGACCUGAAAUAAGAUGUAUGGAACUUUUUGUAAAUGACACACACACAAAAAAAAAAAUCUUUAAUGGUUAAUAGGAUGAAUGGGAAAGUAUUUUUGAAAGAAUUCUAUUUUGCUGGAGACUAUUUAAGUACUAUCUUUGUCUAAACAAGGUAAAAUUGUUUUUGUAAAGUGAAACGUCCUGCAUGCAUAAUGAAUCGUUUACAGUGUAUUUAAAGAAGGGAAAAGCUGUGCCUUUUUUUAAGCUUCAUAUCUAAUUUACCAUUUUACAAGUCUCUGUUGUAAAUAACCACACCCAAACCUCUUCGGUUGUCUUUAGGCCUUUCUACUUUUUCUGUACUUUUGGUUUUAUUCCCGGUCUCCCGCGUGGGGUUGUCUGUGCGACUCAAGCAUGCCAGUCAUAGACCUCUGCUCCGUCCUACCUUCCAGCAGGGAGCCACUCCCGGCAGGUGCCACUGGAUGGGCAGAGGUCCUGGGCGUGGAGUGCGGAGGCUCCCGCAGGAGGGGGGAGACUGGAGACUCGCUCAGCUCAGAGAGCGCAAUUCUCCUCCCGUUUCAGAAAAUCCAAUUCCCUCCUUUGGAGGAAAACGAUUCCAUGCGCUCUGUCCGCUGUCAGAGACCAGGCAGUUGCCUCCGGUCCAGAACAGGGCCCUGCACUCCCCGAAACUACUACUCGUGGGAGCACAGCGAUCGUGGCAGGAGGUAUUGGCAUGAGAUCCAUUUCGGCAAGGGUUAAGCAGAACGGCGUGGAGACUCGGAGAUUGCUAGAGGGUUUUUAGAUUUUUUUAAAAGGUAGGUUUUCAAAAAGAAAAAAAAAAAUUUUGUACACAAACAGUUUUGGAGAAAAACAAAAACACUACAGAUCAUAUAAGCAAGACAGUGGCACUAAAAUUUUUAAAUCAUUAAUCUGUCCAGCAGUGAUGCAACUUAUGACUUUCUUCUUGCCCCCAAACACAAGGAUAUGUAUCUUGGGGGGGGGGGGAAUUAACGAUAAGAUUGCACUAAGACAUCUACUUCAAAUAGAGGCCAAAUGAAUCUUUUCAGAGCGGUGACGAUUGUCAUCGAUGCUCUGAAAUCACACCUAAAAGCUAUAGCUCAAAGCUGAAAUGAGGACAUGCAGAGAACGGAUGAAUGCCUGUCUCCAGAGGGUUCCCCACGCAGGCACCAUUGCCUUGUCUUUCGAAAGACACCCCCUGGGCACGCUGUACUCCGAGGGAGGGGUUUUGUUCUGACCUAAGUUGCAAUUUCAGGAGUUUCAUUUCUAGGCAGAUCUUUACACACAGUCAACUUACACACGCACAGCAAUAUGGAAGCCGUACUCUGAAGGCGGUCAAAGACACCGCAUGCAGACUAGGGGACUCUGGAAAAGAAAUGGCUUAACAAAAGCAGCUCCAAGUCAUUGCUUUGCGAAAUGGGAAUUUCCUCUUAAUCGGGCUUGAGAUGGAGACAGUCUGCAUCAGCUUUUUGUAUUAACAAAGUUACUGGCUCCUUGGGUGUUUCCAGGAACUUUGCUCGAUUUUUUAAACAGCAAAGCCAUAUUCUGAAUUCACUGUUGAAUGCCUGUCCCAGUCCAAAUUGUCUGUCUGCUCUUAUUUUUGUACCAUAUUGCUCUUUAAAAAAAAAAAAAAUCUUGGUUUGGUACAAUUCAUAAUUCACCAAAACUUCUUCAUAUAAUUAAAAGAACACUAAAUUAGUUUAAAAUGAAGCAAUUUAUAUCUUUAUGCAAAAACAUGUCUGUCUUUGCAAAGGACUGUAAGCAGAUUACAAUAAAUCCUUUACUUUAAUCA